CCUCUCCAGUUCUUCCUCCGCAACGAGUCUCUCUCAUUACCAGCACAAGCUUUUCCCUCUGUUUCCCCAGCACAGAGGCAUCCACUGCUGCUCCACUGAUUAAUUACUCAUUAAUUGACAGAAGAUAAUGAUGCGAUAAUAAUGUGCGUGAAUAGUUGUGUGAAUUCAGUGUUGAAUAAAUCGAAAUCAAUAUUGCACUGAUUCAACCGCUGGUUUAUUGGAUUUACUGCUGGGCAUUGGAGCACCAGGUGGGAGAAGGAAUUUGUGUUGAAAUCGUGUCGGUGGGCUGCGCAACGGCGCUGGAGUGAUAGUCUAGUGAUUUCAUUAUUUCUAUUUAUUUUAAAUAAUUUAAUAAGAAAGAUGCCGUGCUCAGCAGUGACGCUGUCUCUGGCAACCAUAACCGGCAUCAUCGCCACAGCACUUCUCUCUAUUGCCUUUGGUACGGAUAACUGGCUCUAUACCGAGGUCAAGCGUGCCCAAAUACAGCAAUAUGCCUCGAAAAAUCCUGACCAGAGUCACGUGGUGGAGCAGAUGAACAUGAAGUUCUUCUACUACACGCGGACCCAAGGCCUCUUCAGGAUAUGUUACCCCAAGGAGCGUCCACCAACUGUGCAAACUUAUCUCAGCCCUGUUGAAACCCACUGCAUGAACAUUGAUUAUUUCAUUCCUGAUGAGGACAAUGAGACCAGGGGAUUCUCGGAGGACGCUAUGACGAGACUGCACAUGGGAAGAUCGAUGAUUGCCCUGUUCAUGGUGGCAUUCCUGGCAAUAUUCUCAGCCUUCUGGACGGGUAUCGUGGGCUGCUGGCGGAGAUCUCCCGGAAAUAUCACAGCGACAGCAAUCCUCAUGCUCUUCGCCUGUCUGUUGAGUGCCUGUGGCAUGGGACUCUGGCACGGUGUUGAGUACUAUGAGAAAGAGAAGAUUGUCGGUGAGGAGUAUUAUCAACAAUGGAGCAAUGUGUUGAAGAAUCAUGUGUCACAGUGGUACGACUGGUCCUUUUAUCUAGCCUGGCUAGGUGUUGCCAUGUGUCUAGCCACAAUGACACUCUUCCUCAUAGCCGCAUCGUGCUUGAGAAAAGAACGGGCUCGAGAGCAAGCCGCUAAUGUUCAAUACAUAAUGCCAGUUUACCCACAGAAGCAGCAGUACGCUUACGCCGGAUAUCCCGCACCUGCAGCAUAUCCAGGCCCUUACUAUCACGGCUCGCAAUACGGGCCGUAUAAUUACUGAAGUGAAAAGCUGAGCUCAAUGAGGAACAAUUUUGCAAUACGAAUAACGAGGGGAAAAACAAACCUAAAAUGACCUCGGUGAUGACGUUGUCCCAGUGUAAACACGAGAGGACAACUAGUUUAGAUGAAAAGAUUGAAAAGAAGCAUAACUUUUGUAAACGACGAGGGAGACUCGAACUGAAUGAAUAAUACUAGAAAAAUAGAGAGUUAAAUGUCGAGAGAGGUCAACAACAGCGCGUUGAAUAAACAGCAAUUUUUUAUAUA
This is a messenger RNA of Diachasma alloeum, 1490 nucleotides long. RefSeq lists its product as uncharacterized. Bases 361 to 1227 code for a protein of 288 amino acids. The transcript has 7 exons. The record is from RefSeq and is a predicted model, not a curated record. Lineage: Eukaryota; Metazoa; Arthropoda; Insecta; Hymenoptera; Braconidae. Gene Ontology annotation, cellular component: membrane.